Messenger RNA from Odocoileus virginianus texanus, 1503 nucleotides. It is a transcript of the gene B9D2, whose product is annotated as B9 domain containing 2. Lineage: Eukaryota; Metazoa; Chordata; Mammalia; Artiodactyla; Cervidae. Gene Ontology annotation, cellular component: MKS complex. Gene Ontology annotation, biological process: cilium assembly. The record is from RefSeq and is a predicted model, not a curated record.
CACUAACAAUGAAGAAAUGGGCGGUAUUUCGGAGACGGAAGUUGAAUUAAUCAGUCUUUGAGGAGCUUGGGGGAACGCUAAAAAAGAACCCCGCCAACCAGAUGAAGUUUAUUUCCAGUUAGGAGGCAGAGGGAUGCACCCAAACUCGUGAGAUUCCCCCUUAGCUCUGGCUCAAGUCGGUCUUGUGGUCCCUGUUGAGAAACAGUUCGAGGGGUAAUGGGGAUGGAUGGAUUUGCUUAUUCUGUUAUGAGAAUAUCUGAGACAGGCACUGUUCAAACUUCUUCGCCGCGCUCAACAUGGCCACAAUGGGGCCACGCCGCAAAUGGCUGAACCGUGGAUCGUGGCUGGAGAGACUUCUUACCCAAAAAUGGAGAUGGGUGGGGGAGAGAAAGUGUCAAUCACAGCACAGUCCCUCCCCCAAAAUGCCGCUAGGGCCAAUUAGCAACCAGCAGGGCGGGUGAAAGGCCAGGGGAGGAGGCUGCCGUUGCCCCAGCAACAACCUGGGAGGCUGGAGGCGGGAGCGGUCUUGGAGAGAUCUGCGCCUCAGCUCUCUCGCUGCCAGGAAGGUCCUAGGAGAGGCGUGAGCCAGACCUGGGAGGUCAACCCCUGCGGAGAGAGGGACAGCUCAGGCCCAUGAACUCCAAUCCCCGCCAGCGCUCUCGCCUCUCCUAACCGUUAAGUACUCUGAGGGCAAUGGCUGAGGUGCACGUGAUCGGACAGAUCAUGGGGGCCACCGGUUUCUCGGAAAGUAGCCUGUUCUGCAAGUGGGGCAUCCACACAGGGGCAGCAUGGAAGCUCCUGUCAGGCGUGCGGGAGGGCCAAACACAGGUGGACACUCCCCAGAUAGGGGACAUGGCCUACUGGUCCCACCCCAUCGACCUGCACUUCGCCACCAAAGGCCUUCAAGGCUGGCCCCGGCUCCAUCUCCAGGUGUGGUCCCAGGACAGCUUCGGCCGCUGCCAGCUUGCAGGCUAUGGCUUUUGCCAUGUGCCCAGCAGUCCAGGCACCCACUGGCUGGACUGCCCCACGUGGCGGCCCCUGGGCAGCUGGCGAGAGCAGCUGGCGAGGGCCUUUGUGGGUGGCGGCCCUCAGCUGCUGCACGGAGAUGCCAUCUACAGUGGGGCUGACCGCUAUCGCCUGCACACCACCUCUGGUGGUACCGUGCACCUUGAGCUGAGCCUGCUGCUGCGCCACUUCGAUCGCUAUGGGGUCGAAUGCUGAAGGAGCCUGUACGGAUGACUGGCCCCCAGCCAUGUCUUGGGACACCCCAUAAGGGGCAGGAUGGUGCAGUAGUCAGAAGUGUGGCUUUGGAGACUGUCAGACCUGACCCCAGCCAAAGCUGGUGUGGCUUCUAUCCUGACUAGCACCUCAAGCCCAGUGGCUGCCCCUCCCAGGUCCAGUUUCCCCAUCUGUAAAAUGGGGGCAGUAGGUGUGUGGGCUCACGGGGGUUGGGUGCAGAGAAGCUGCGGACACAUGGAGGGGCUCAAUAAAGGUGUGUUUUUC